UGAGGGGGAGAGAGAGGACCCACCGACGAGCUGCCACGGACCCCGACAGACACUGACAGACAAAGGGAAGGAGGGUGAGGACUCCAGGAAGCCACCAAACAGAUCGUCACGGCAGCCAACCAGCAAGCAACCGACAGCAACGGGAGACACGAGGACAGACAGCCACAGACAGACAGACAGAGAAUGAGACACUCCAACAGAUAGAAGGACAAGGAGCGGAAGGGGAACUGAAGUGAGAAACACCCCAAGGAUUGAGGAGCCUCGUCCAGAGGACCAACUCCAUCACGUACUGGAUUAUCCUCCCAUCGAGUCCCAACGAGCGUCCCAUCUCCUGAGGACCAGUCCCAUCUCCUGAGGACCACGAUGACCCGAGGACCUUCCUGGACCAAACUGUCCCUCUGUUUGAUUGUGUUACAAUCGCAAUUCCUCUGUUAUCUUGGAUUCUGUCCACCCCAAUGUGUGUGUGAGACAAGGCCCUGGUUUACGCCACAGUCGGUCUACCACGAGGCCAAGACAGUUGACUGCAAUGAUCUCCUCCUCACUCAUAUUCCAGAAAACCUUUCCAUUGACACCCAAGUCUUACUGCUUCAAAGUAAUAAGAUCUCGCGCUUAGGGUGGGAGCUCCAGGAACUGACUAACCUGACUGAGCUGGAUCUGUCACAGAAUCACUUUCAAAGCAUCGAAGACCUGAGCGUGUCCAACCUUUCUCAUCUUAUUACGCUUUAUUUGGAGGAGAAUCAACUGACUGAGCUUCCGGACUACUGCUUGAAGGAUCUGGAAAACCUUGAGGAACUAUACAUUAACCAUAAUCAAAUCAGUUUUAUUGGUCCUCGUGCCUUCUCUGGCUUGGGAAAACUUUUAAGACUUCAUCUAAAUGCCAAUCGUCUAAGUGUGAUAGUUCGAAGGUGGUUCGAAGAUCUACCAAACCUGGAGAUACUGAUGGUAGGGGAAAAUCCGGUGACAUCACUUCAAAACUUGAACUUUCAACCGCUGGGGAGACUACAUAGUCUGGUUUUGGCUGGAAUGGAGCUGGAACACAUUCCAGAGAACGCGUUUUUUGGACUGGAUUAUCUGGAGAGUCUGUCAUUCUUUGAUAAUCGAUUAACAGAAGUUCCCAAGGAAGCUCUAAAAAAUCUAAACUUGUUGAAGUUCUUGGACCUCAACAAAAAUCUCAUUAGAAGGAUUGGAAAUGGUGACUUCAAGAACAUGCUGCACCUGGAGGAACUAAGCCUCAAUUCAAUGGAGGAAUUGGAACGUGUGGAUUCCGGCUCCUUCCAGAACCUACCUGAGCUCAUAAAGCUAGAAAUCUGCAAUAAUCCCAGAUUAACACACCUGGACCCUGAGGCAUUUGGUCCAAAUGUGGGCUCCCUGAAGACUUUACUUCUCAAUAAUAAUCGACUCGCCAUGGUGCCUCUAAAAGUAUUUCAGUCGCUCCCAGGGCUCGCUGAGAUUAGUUUAUAUAGCAACCCUCUCCGCUGUGAUUGCCAAAAUAACUGGAAAGCUCUUUCCUCCCUAAGACUGGUGGAAGCGCAGGCCACCCUGUGUACAAGCCCACCGUUGGUCAGUGGACACCUGUUCCUGGAAAUCCAGGGCCAAGCGUGGUUAAGCAGAUGCCCACCCUUAAUAGAUGCACACUCGUUUCCUUCUCAGCUUUACCUCUCCAAGCACCAAGUUGUAACCCUCACUUGCCAUGCUAGUGGCCAUCCACAGCCAGAGAUUUACUGGGUGACCCCACAUGGAGAAAGAAUAUCUGGGGCCACUGGUAGAGUCAGAAUCCAUCCAGAAGGAUCAUUGCAGAUCAUGGAUGCUAUAGAAGAAGACUCUGGGUCCUAUAUGUGCCAGAUAUGGAACUCAGAUGGAACUGACAGCAAGAGCGUGGUGGUCUACAUUAACGGCACUCAGGAGCAGGAGCCGAUGACCCUUCUGAUGGUCUCAAAGAAGGUGCAUUCGAGUUUUGUGGUGGUGGAGUGGAAAAUGCUGAGUGGGUCAGGAAUGGCACCAAGUGUCCUUGCCCCAGUUCAGUGGUCCUCAGCAACAAUGAGAAUACACAACCCACAUAUCAGUUACACGGCCAAGGUCCCCCUGGAGAUACAAGAAUAUAAUCUAACACACCUUCAGCCGGCCACCAAGUAUGAGGUGUGCCUCACUGUUUCUUCUGUAUCCCGGCCAAGCCAACAGUCGUGCCUCAAUGUCACCACUAAAGAUGCUUCUUUUUCUAUGGAGGUGGUGGGCAAGCCAGUGAGCAUCGCCCUCUCUGCUGCCCUCGCUUCCCUAGUUGCAGGAUUAUGCAUGGCCGCAAUUAUCGUAUAUGUGGGACACCACCUCCGGCACAAAAGCUGUGGACACUCGCUUAAGAAGUACAUGCAAAGGGCCUCCUUCAUUCCACUCAAUGAGUUUUACCCUCCGCUCAUCAGCCUUUGGGACGGAGAGGUGGAAAAAGAAAGAGAGAGCAGCUUGGAGCAGCCAAAUUUGGUUCCACCUGAAGAUGACAAGACGUUCCCUGCUGCAGCCCAAAUCGACACCUCAAAGACUUACAUGUGGCAGCCUUGAACCCGUGUAGGACUGAGUACAGGAUCAUCAUCACAAAGUAAAACUUUGAGGUGUUGUAAACUCCGUGUGUAGGCACAAUGUGGAAGUCUUAGAAGUGUUUUGUGAAAAAUGGGGUGAUUUUAGCACAAUUUUACCCCAGUGGGUGUGGAAGGCACCGGAAGCUCGGAGACAGUCAAAGAACUAUUUGUUGACUUUACCAUGACUUUCCAGUUCGAGUUCCUUCUAAAAACACAAACUGUUCGUGUUUAGGCUAAAAAAAAAGCUAAUUGGCCGGGGAACUGGAUGGGGCAAGAGGGGCAAAAUCUUCAGUGCCCGGGAAGUAUCUAAGACCUUGCAGAGAGAUUUAAUGAAGUCCAGAUGCAGCGACCGAACCUCGAUCAGCGGGGUCCAGACCAGCAUCCAACCUCAUCACACAGAUAACAAAGUAACACGGACAUGUCACAUGCGUGUUAUCUUCACAUGCACCACACACGCACACCUUCACAAGCACACGAAGCCGCAGAGCAAUGGUUACGCUGUAAGUGGGUGUUUGUACCUGGAGAGCAGACAGGUUGCUCGAUAAUUGCGUAUGACUUCUUUGUGUAUCUGAGGAGACUCGGGCGGGCGGCGUGUAGUUACAUUUAUCUCUUAGAUGUCGGAGAUGCCUGUUUGUUCCAAUAAUUAGUAUUUCUACGUGUUCUAAGUGUUAUCGGGGUGAAAGAACAAAACGUUUUAUAGCAGUUACAGAAAUGGACGACGGAUGUGAAGGAUCAGUAUCCUCUUUUCUCGAAUAAACCUUGUAUUAAAGCUGA
Molecule: messenger RNA, 3341 nt
Organism: Spea bombifrons (plains spadefoot toad)
Lineage: Eukaryota; Metazoa; Chordata; Amphibia; Anura; Pelobatidae
Product: leucine-rich repeat neuronal protein 1-like
Exons: 2
Coding region: 364-2550 (728 amino acids)
Molecular function (GO): protein binding
Source: RefSeq, a predicted model, not a curated record